Zeugodacus cucurbitae (melon fly) is the source of this 3693-nucleotide messenger RNA. RefSeq names its product calpain-B. Gene Ontology annotation, cellular component: cytoplasm. The transcript has a single exon. Gene Ontology annotation, molecular function: calcium ion binding; calcium-dependent cysteine-type endopeptidase activity. The record is from RefSeq and is a predicted model, not a curated record. Bases 486 to 3233 code for a protein of 915 amino acids. NCBI's taxonomy places the organism in Eukaryota, Metazoa, Arthropoda, Insecta, Diptera, Tephritidae. Gene Ontology annotation, biological process: proteolysis.
GAGCCCAAAAACCACAACCUUUUUCUCAUACAUUUUUACACCUGGCACACUCUCAUUCAAGAUGAUUUGUCAAGUUCUCCUCAGAGAGAGAUAGAGAGCGUGUUGUCAACGAAUUUCAACUUUACGAAACGAAAAGCGAGAGAGAAAAAUGAAAGCAAAAACAAAAACUGAAAGCAUACGAACGAAAAGCAUUCCGUAUUAUUGUUUUGUAUACUCCGUUUGUGUGUAAAUACUUUUGCCCGUUUGCAAUGCAACACUGUAUUAACUUAACACGACCAGCCAGUCAGCAAUUCUGUAAUGUCAGACAACAGCAGCAGUUCUGAUGCCUUGUCGUGGUAUGCGUUGAAAUUAGUGUAUGGAAACAGUUGAUGAAGUGAAACGUCUGUGCGAGUGUAUCUCUUUCGUAUCGAUUUAGUGUCAAAGCCAGUAAAGAAAACAAGGCAAAUUUAUAAUAAUUUAAUUGUAAUUCGUACAGAAUAAUCGAAAUGUACGAUCCAAGAAACUAUUUUCCAAAAAAUUACCAUUCCACUGGAAUUGGUUUGGUGAACUUAGCCGCACUGGGCUAUAAUAAGAAUGAACAAAGUGCUAGUGAAACACCAAAAACGGGUCUAUAUCCAGCGCUGCCAUAUCCAACAGCACCGCCAGAUCCAAAUGCGGUGCGUUUAAGCUAUGGUGGCAUGCCAACGCCACCACCGCAAAUGCCUGGAAUUCAGCAGUCAACACCAUAUCCACCAUCAUCUGCUAUGCCAUAUCCCCCACGACAAUCGCUAUAUCCGACCUUGGGGCCGCAACCUUCACAAAACGUGCCUUACCCGACUGGUAUGCCACAACCGUAUGCGCCAUACCCAAUGGCGCCAUAUCCGACUGCGUAUCCAUCGUCUGCGGCGCCAGCAUUGCCCUAUCCAUCGAUGCCAACUGGCAUGCCAUUGCCGUAUAGUGUGCCACCACCUACGUCACCUUCCAGCCUCUAUCCGACGAUACCAACACUACCAGAUGGUGCAAUGCCAACAUAUGGUGGUGGUGGUGGUUGUAUUGUAAGUGAGUCAGCGAAUGAGACACUACCAUCAGCAGAUGAGGAGCCCUCUGUGGGGGUGCCGGAGAUACCCUUCUCCGCUGUGAAGGUACCUGAAAGUGAGAAUAUGUUCUGGAUGAAGGAGAAGACGGCUGCAUUGCAAGCAAAAGAUGAUUCACACGUGCCAUAUGAUACGCUACGUAGUAGUUGUUUAGACAACGGCACAAUGUUUGAAGAUCCGGAGUUUCCAGCGAAUAAUGACUCACUUAUGUUUUCACGCCGCCCUGAUCGCUACAUUGAAUGGUUGCGUCCGCAUGAAAUUGCCGAUGAUCCACAGUUCUUUGUUGACGGUUACUCGCGUUUCGAUGUGCAGCAAGGUGAAUUGGGUGACUGUUGGCUGCUGGCAGCUGCAGCCAAUUUGACUUCGGAUCCAAACUUGUUCUUCCGAGUGGUGCCGCCUGACCAAAGCUUUGAAGACAACUACGCUGGCAUAUUUCAUUUUUGCUUCUGGCAGUAUGGCAAAUGGGUGGAGGUAGUUGUGGAUGAUCGUCUACCAACAUACCGUGGAGAACUGAUUUAUAUGCACUCCACGGAGCGCAAUGAGUUCUGGAGUGCUUUGUUAGAAAAAGCAUAUGCUAAAUUACAUGGUUCCUAUGAGGCGCUCAAAGGCGGUACCACAUGUGAGGCUAUGGAAGAUUUCACUGGCGGCGUUACCGAAUGGUAUGACUUGAAGGAAGCGCCACCAAAUCUAUUUAAUAUACUCAUUAAGGCUAUGAAUCGCAAUUCGUUAAUGGGCUGUUCUUUGGAACCAGAUCCAAAUGUAUUUGAGGCAGAAACUCCACGAGGAUUGAUACGUGGUCAUGCCUAUUCGAUAUCGCGCGUCUGCAUGAUCGAUAUACAUACGCCAAAUCGUCAAGGCAAAUUACCGAUGAUACGUAUGCGCAAUCCAUGGGGUAACGAUGCCGAAUGGAAUGGUCCAUUCAGUGAUAACUCAGCAGAAUGGCGUUACAUACCCGAUUCACAGAAAGAAGAGUUGGGACUCACUUUCGAUGCAGAUGGUGAAUUUUGGAUGCCUUUCCAAGAUUUCUUGAACAACUUCGAUCGCGUAGAGAUUUGUAAUUUAUCACCCGACUCGUUGACCGAAGAGCAAGAAGAUAGUGGCAAGCGAAAAUGGGAAAUGAAAAUGUUUGAAGGUGAAUGGUUAUCCGGUGUUACAGCUGGCGGUUGCCGUAAUUUCCUAGAAACUUUCUGGCAUAACCCGCAAUAUGUGAUCACACUGACCGAUCCGGAUGAGGAUGACGAUGAUGGCAAGUGCACCGUCAUUGUUGCAUUGAUGCAGAAGAAUCGUCGUUCCAAACGUAAUCGUGGCAUGGAAUGUCUGACCAUCGGUUUUGCAAUUUAUCACUUAACCGAUCGCGAUAUGGAGGCACGGCCACAAGGUCUAAAUUUCUUCAAAUAUCGCGCUUCUGUGGCGCGUUCACCGCAUUUUAUUAACACACGCGAGGUAUGUGCGCGCUUUAAGUUGCCGCCAGGCAACUAUCUCAUUGUGCCGUCAACCUUUGAUCCCAACGAAGAGGGUGAAUACAUUAUACGCGUUUUCUCUGAAACUGCGAACGUUAUGGAUGAGAACGAUGACUCGGUUGGCUAUUGUGAGGUGGAUGAUCGCAUCAAACCAAAUAUACCGCCACCCAAAGAAGAGGAUCCACAACGUGAGAAUUUACGACGCCUCUUCAAGAGUAUCGCUGGCAGCGACAUGGAAGUGGAUUGGAUGGAACUCAAACGCAUAUUGGAUCAUUCAUUGCGCGAUGUUAUGAUCGAUGGUAACACAUUCUCGAAAGACGCUUGCCGUUCAAUGGUCGCCAUGAUGGACAAAGACCAAUCGGGCAAUUUAGGUUUCGAAGAAUUCGAAUCACUGCUCACAGACAUUGCCAAAUGGAAAGCGGUAUUUAAAUUCUACGAUCGCCAACACAGUGGCGAAAUAGAAAGUUUCCAAUUGCGUGACGCACUCAAUUCGGCUGGUUACCGCCUGAAUAAUCGUGUGUUGAAUGCGCUGGGACGACGUUACACGUCACGCGAGGGGAAAAUCACCUUUGAUGACUUUUUGAUGUGCUCGGUGAAGACAAAGUCAUACAUUGAUAUAUUCCGCGAACGCGACACGGAUGAGUUGAAUCGGGCGACAUUCAGUAUGGAUGAAUGGCUCGAACGCACCGCCUACACAUAAGCUUGCUGCCAAAUUGAAACCGGUGCUGUUAUUAUUCUGCUUUAGCCGAGAUUUGUAGCUACUAUGCCGGCACACCGGUCGCAUACAAAUUGCAGUUAUAACCAGUGUUACCUAUCUCUACAAAUAUAUUAUAAUUAUUAUUAAUAUAUGUAUAUAUAUACAUAAUUUUUUGUAUUUCAUCAAUUAACACACACUUAUGAGUAAUGAAAAGGAAAAGAAAGGAAACAAGUCACGAAGAUGGCAUGGAACAAAAACAAGUAUUCGUUGCUUAUACAUACUUAUAUAUAAUACAACAAAUAAAUGUACAACACAUAUGAAACUAUCUACAAAGCGAGUGCAAAUUUUAAGACUUUAAGCAACAACUUCGAAGAUGUACGUUAGUAUAAUAAAUAAAACCAGUUUUCUUAUACAUACAUAUCCACUAUGUGCUUAUAUGUCUACAUAUAUGUAUAUAUGCUUA